UUCCUGAAUUUAGACUAGGCAGAUCCUGUUUGAGUUCCGUCACUCCACUAUGUAACUUACUCAGAUUUAUAACAAAAUCACAAGAAUAUUGUAUAUACGUUUCAUAUAUCUAAGUGUUCUUUCGUGUAUGUAUAUAUAUAAAACAACUGAGCACCAUUGCCUUUCUUUUGGUGUUUGACUCGUGACCACAUUGAUUAUUCUGGUGAUAUAUUUAUUGAAGUUUUUAAGAAUUUUUAAGAAAUUUUUAAAGAAUUGUUUGAAGUCAGAGCAACCUGAAGACAGAAGAAAUUGAAAGAAUCACCAAGAAAAUGGCACCACGGUUGUUAUUUGUAAUAUUCAGUACUGCAUUUUAUUUGGGGAUAACAGCCAAUGAAGAGCCUAUUCACAAACCAAGCCUGAAAUCACUUCAUGUAAUCAGCGAUAUUAAAUAUCGAUUUGCUACCACUCUAAUUUCCAUGAAAUAUUAUAACCCGUUCAAUUCUUCAGUCAGCGCAGACUUACAUGUAAACAUGCCUCGUAGAUCAUUUAUAUCGAAUUUUUCAAUGGAAAUUGAUGGACAUGUGACGGUAGGAGAAGUAAAGGAAAAAUCGGUUGCUAAAGAUAUUUACGAAAAUUCCGUUGAAAAAGGGCAAAGUGCUGGCUCUAUUGAAGUCAAACACCGCUUUGCAAAUACCUUUCAUAUAUCUGUUAAUGUUGAACCACAGAAGUAUAUAGUUUACAACUUGACUUAUCAAGAACUUCUAACACGAGAGAACAACAAAUACAGGCACGUUAUUCAUUUGUCCAAUGGUGAAAUUAUUGAUGAUUUUUUAGUUGAGAUUUUCAUUAGGGAACCGCAAAACAUUAUUGAUGUGCUUGUACCAGAAAUUACUGACGAUAAAUUAACGGAUAUCGCCGUUGACAAAGAGCUGGAUUCUGCCUCAAUUGAGUACAUCAGCAGUAGAGAGGUUUACAUCAAAUACAACCCAAGUCGUAAACAACAACAAGAAAUAUCAGAGAAACAUGGUGUUGCAGGCUUACUUAGAGUGGAAUAUGACGUAAAUCGUCAAAAUAAUUCAAAUUUAAUAUAUGCAGUCGAUGGCUACUUUGUUCACUUCUUCACUUCUGAUUCCAUGCCAAAUCUUCCAAAGUACAUCAUAUUUAUGCUUGAUGUCAGUGGAUCAAUGUAUGGUCCUAAAAUUGAACAAUUGAAAAAAGCUAUGGAGAAUAUCCUUGAUCAACUCGAUCCAGAACUUGAUAAAUUUCUCAUCGGAAAUUUUAGCAGUGAUGUCUCAUGGAUGAAGGAGGAAUUUUUAAUGGCAAACAAUCUUAACAAAGAAUUAGGCAAAAAGUACAUAAAGUCACUUCAAGACGGCGGACGUACAAAUAUUAACGCUGCUCUCCUUCAAAGUAUAGACAAACACAAGCCAGCUUUAAACCCCACAAAGAAAAGUAUCAUCGUAUUUCUCACUGACGGAGAUCCAACAGAAGAUGUUACUAACUUCGAACAUAUCAAGAAAAAUGUCAGAGAAUCCAACCAAGAUAUUUCAUUAUUUACCCUUUGUUUUGGAGGUGAUUGUGACAGUAAAUUUCUUCGUGAGCUCGCCACAGAAAACGGAGGCUUCAAUAGGAAGAUUUAUUUAGAUGCUGACAGUAAACUUCAAAUUGAAAAUCUUUAUAAAGAAAUAUCUAACAUUGUAUUAAAAGAUAUUACAUUUGUUUACUUAGAUGUUGCUGUUAAAACUAGUUCUACGUCAUUUAGCAACUACUUCAAAGGAUCAGAAUUAGUUGUUUCCGGUGUUUUGCCGCAAGAAUACCGACCAACUAUAAAUGUGAGUUUUGCAAUGACAAACUGCUGGGGUUUUAAUAACGAAAUAUUAGAAUUAAAAUUAUAUGGAGAUGACUUUACCAUAUACGAUGAUCGUUUUUCGGAAGAUUCAAGUUUGACUAGUAUUCAGUCACUUUCUGAAAUUACUGAAAAGACUUAUGUUUACCUCACCUUGAAACAACUUCUCAUGGAAGACAGAAAGGAGGAAGAAGUACGACAUGCCAUUCUUACUUUGGCUCUAAAGUAUAAUUUCGUAACUCCAUUAACAUCAAUGGUUGUCACUAAAUACAAAGUGAAUGAAGAACUGUUUGAAGAAGAAAAAUCUUUACCAUCUCUACGUCCAUUUGGAUAUUACGCCCCGAAUAUCCCACAUUUCUCUGACCCACGUACUACCGUAUUGGAUCAUUUGUUUCAGCAACAUCCUAACAGAGUGGCACCUUCAAACAGAGUUCCUAACACAGCUCCAGCAAGAGAAUUACCACCUCUUCCCCGCAGUCCUGUUAUCCUAAUAAAGCCAUUAAACUGUUCGUCAAAGUUGUGUUUUACUGAUAAUAUUCAAUGCAGAAACCAAAUUGAAAUCCUUCUUUUGGCUGAUAAACAAGCAGGUGUAGAUGUUUAUGGUUACAUAAAAAAGGCGUCAAACAUUAAUUGCUUAGAAACUCUUAACAGAAUACGAAUAAAGUCUUCUGUAUAUGUUGAUGAAAUUAUUCUUGAUCCAAAAGGCCGGACUAAUGUCCCCAGGCUGAAAGCAUUCAUAAGGACACUUACAUUUUCAAUGACAGUAUACCAGUACAAAAUUACGAACGAUGAGAUAUCUUACUCUGUGCAUUUCAAUAUACUUCGCAAGAUUUCUCAAGCAGGAGGAAUUUUAGGUUCUUAUGUAAACGAAUUCCAAUGCAUUGAAAAAAAUCCAAAUCAGAUGGUGUUGUCUGAUAAAGCAGAGUUAUAUAAUAAAGUCAGUUACCAUACCGGCAGAGGAAGUUUAUCCCAUUGUUUCACGAUAUGAGGGACAAGUACGAAGUUUGAUAGUCAUAUAAUGUAAAAUAACAACCUAUCCGUUUAGGAUUGUUAUGAUAUAGAAAUAUAUGAAUUUGACAACAGGCCCCAAUUCAUGCAUUAUAUAUAUAUAUAUAUAUAUAUAUAUAUAUAUACACGCACACAAAUAAUAGGCUUUACCUUUGCAUAAACCACAAAUCAAAAACAGAUAUCUUGGUAUCAAUUGAUUUCACUGCGCACGGUGUAAUGAAGUGAAUAUUUUGAAAAGUAUAUGACUACAGUAAACUUGGCUGAUGAUUCUUAAGUGGUAAUACACAAAAGGUGAAAUCAAUUGAUACCAAGUUAUCUGUUUUUGCUUUGCGGUUUAUGCAAAGGUAAGACCUAUCUUUAUUAUAUUCGUUACAUUCACCGUGCUUUGGAGUGUUGAAUCCUACUUCUAGUAGGUUGAUAUUUCGGUACCCUAAUUUAUUUGUAUAUUUUGCCUGUUUAGGUUAAAUUUGCUGGCCACUUUAUUAUUAUGGUUAUUUUUAAUAAUGCUAGUAAUACUUUGUUAAAUAUAUAUAUAUAUAUAUAUAUAUAUAUAUAUAUAUUAUAUUAUAUUAUAUUAUAUUAUAUUAUAUUAUAUUAUAUUAUAUUACUAUUAUAUUAUAUUAUAUAUAUACAUAUAUUAUUAUAUUAUAUAUAUAUUAUAUUAUAUUAUAUUAUAUUAUAUUAUACACACUACUAUUGUUUACAUAUUUAGAUAUUCCAUUAGUUUUAUAUGCAUAUAUUAGAUUUAAUCGUUAAUAUGAUAAAUUAUAGAACUUACUCUACACAUAUAUUGUUAGUUCAUAUUUUAAGCGAAUAAUUUAAAAUUGUUGCACAAAUCUGAGAGACGGAGUACAUUUUUCUACAAGUGUUUGUUCCCAAACAUAUUUAAAGCAGAAGAAUAUGAACUAGUGAUUCCUGUUUUCCAACUGUCCAAUAAAUAUCUUUUGAAAUUAUCA
This is a messenger RNA of Octopus bimaculoides (California two-spot octopus), 3789 nucleotides long. RefSeq names its product inter-alpha-trypsin inhibitor heavy chain H4. Lineage: Eukaryota; Metazoa; Mollusca; Cephalopoda; Octopoda; Octopodidae. The record is from RefSeq and is a predicted model, not a curated record.